Messenger RNA from Exophiala mesophila, 558 nucleotides. RefSeq lists its product as uncharacterized. Bases 118 to 558 code for a protein of 146 amino acids. NCBI's taxonomy places the organism in Eukaryota, Fungi, Ascomycota, Eurotiomycetes, Chaetothyriales, Herpotrichiellaceae. The record is from RefSeq and is a predicted model, not a curated record. The transcript has a single exon.
CGCUGGUAAUCCAUCAGCUUGAGAAUGAGCAGAUCCCGGUGGAUAUUCCUCGUCAUCUAACCUACACGUCCGCGGACUCUUAUUGAUCUUGAAUGGGCUUCCUCCUGUCCUGUCGAGAUGACCCACCCUCCGCGAUGGCUAGCGAAUCAGGCAAUCGACCAGAUGGACGAGAAGAUGUACGACCCUGUUCGUCGUGAGUUCCUAGAUGUUUUGGAGAAAACCGAGCAGGAGCUUUCCAUUCAACCUCGAGACAGACUUUCCGCUGUCAUGAAACAAGCAUGGGAAAUGGGUACUUUUUGGUAUACUCUGGCUGUUCGCAGUCCAACAGGGCUUGUUCGAGUAUUUUACGAUCAUAUCCAGCCGAUACUCGCCGACGAGCACGAAGAGAACGAUGAGUUUUAUACAAUUAUGAUGGAAUAUUGGACUGUUCAGACAAGUGCAUUCAUCAAUAAGAAACUAGCAGAUAAGAAAGACUAUGAUAGGCAGCUCCGUCAGGCGUUUGAGGACAGCAAAAGCCAUCUGGACCGAGAUCUAGAUCUAGCAAUAUGUCACGAAUAA